AACCUUGGAGCACGCGUGCUUUGUUGUUUAUUGCAAUUCGCGAGUUGCAUCAUCUGUAACCAUACAAAAAAGGGUUAAUUGGCAGAAUUAUUUUUUUCUUGCUGAGUAGAAUUAUUUUACCAAAGCAGAGCAGAAAUUACCGAGCUUUAGUGGUUGGUGGUGGUCGUCGUCUUCGCUGUUUGCUUUGCUUUGUUCUGCGUGCAGCUUGCCCCCACUCAUGGCGGCGGCGGCUUGUGCUCCCCGCCUCCUCCUGCCGCCGGCCUCCGCCGGCCUCCCACGCCAGCACCGGCACCGGCCCCGCCUCCAGGUCAUCUCUGCCCGCGCUGCCUCCGUCGCCGCUCGGGGCCUCGAUGCUGACGACUUCCGACACCCGCUCGACAAGCAAAACACUCUGCUGCUGAGAUCAGUUCCGGGGCUUAAUGAUAUGGGCAAGGCUUUGCUAGGACCGGUUUCUGAACAAGUUAUGGUACUUCAGAACAUUGGAUCAUCUGUGCUAGUCUCUGAAAACCAGCUCUCAGAUCUUCAUCAAAUCUUGACCGAGGCUGCAAAACUCUUGAACACAGACGCUCCUGACUUGUACAUUCGGCAGAACCCUGUUCCUAAUGCUUACACAUUAGCAAUCAGUGGCAAAAAGCCAUUCAUCGUUGUUCAUACAAGCCUAGUGGAGCUGCUCACUAGAAAAGAACUGCAGGCUGUAUUGGCUCAUGAACUGGGACACCUGAAGUGUGACCAUGGCGUGUGGCUUACAUUUGCCAACAUACUGACAAUGGGAGCAUACUCUGUCCCUGGGUUUGGAAUGGUUGCUGGGUUUCUGGAAGAACAGCUCUACAGGUGGCUCCGAGCAGCAGAGCUGACAUGUGAUCGAGCAGCUCUUCUUGUAGUCCAGGACCCCAAGGUUGUCAUCUCUGUCCUGAUGAAACUGGCCGGAGGUUGCCCGUCUCUUGCUGACCAGCUGAACGUGGACGCCUUCCUUGAGCAAGCUCGCUCCUACGACAAGGCCUCGUCAAACCCCGUCGGAUGGUACAUCCGGAACGCUCAGACGAGGGAGCUGUCGCACCCUCUGCCGGUGAUGCGAGCCCGCGAGAUCGACGAGUGGUCGAGGAGCCGUGAGUACAGGACAGUGCAGCAGAAGGUGAUCCAGCUCAACGAACAAGAUGGAGGCUAUAGCUAGCUGCCUGCAAAGCCUCACCGGAUUAACCACACUUGUACAAGUAGAAAUCUAGCAGUAUGUUUAUACUCGUACAUACAUGGAGGUCCAAGUCAGAUUGUAUUCUAGGGAAGAAAACGCAAAGAUGUACGUAUUGAUUCUUUAAUAAGAGAAAUAGAGUAUAUUUACUACAUGUACGAUUUCUGCAUCUAUCUAGCAAGCACAGCAAUGCAGCCAA
Oryza brachyantha (malo sina) is the source of this 1385-nucleotide messenger RNA. RefSeq names its product protease HtpX homolog. The record is from RefSeq and is a predicted model, not a curated record. Gene Ontology annotation, molecular function: metalloendopeptidase activity. Lineage: Eukaryota; Viridiplantae; Streptophyta; Magnoliopsida; Poales; Poaceae. Gene Ontology annotation, biological process: CAAX-box protein processing. The transcript has 8 exons. Gene Ontology annotation, cellular component: endoplasmic reticulum membrane. Bases 218 to 1171 code for a protein of 317 amino acids.